GUCGGGCGGUGCCGCGCCGGCGCAGUGUAUUCUUCCGCAAGCGCGGGAGUCUUGGUUUGCGUGGAUCGCUGCACUCACUGAGGUGUUUUUCUGGGCGCGUUCGGCCUUUCGUGGUGGGAUGGCUGUCGGAGAGGAGGCAGAGGGCGGCCGCAGCAGAAGGGUUGACGUCACCCCGGAAUGCCUGUAGGAGGGGUUCAAGCGUCCUCAGGGUUUCGGUGCCUUCGUUUUCCUCCGUCACAGUCGCCGGGCCUGUGGAAAGCAUGAGCUCGGCCCGGGACUCCGCUUUCGAGAAGCAGCAUCUCUGGAUGUACCUGCAGGCGCUGGGUUUGGAUCCGAGUUCCAGCUUCACGUUCGGCGGGAAGAUGGUGCUGCACGCGCACCUCGGAGAGAACAUGUUUGACAAACUGAACCGUGAUGCCUUUCAUAUAGUUUCUUAUUUUCUGUUUAAAACAUUGGAUGAGUCUCUUGCCAAAGAAGUUUUCAGAGAUUGCUGGCCUCCAUUUGACCAAAAACGUGAUGUGGAAUUCCGGAAACAUUGCUGUGAAUGGUUAAAAGAGAUUUCUGCUGAAUGUGGGAGUAGUUUUCCUCAAGUUGUUGGCUCAUUGCUUAUAUCUCCUGGUGGUCCUAAGUUUAUUCAUCUGAUGUAUCAAUUUGCAAGAUAUGUUGCAAUCAAAUAUAUUAAAACAAGAUCUAACAAUUCUCUACAUUUUGCAGAAACAUUUAAUGCAAAACCACAAGAUAUGCACAAGUGCCUUGCCAGAAGCCAUGUAGCACGUAACAGAUUUUUACAGAUUUUGCAAAGAGAACAUUAUGUUAUCCAAAAAUACCAGGAUAAUGCACAUCUAUCUGUUAAGCAAGUACGGAAUGCAAGAUCAGAGUGCAUGGGUCUACAGAACCAAAUUAAAAGAAUGGAGCCGUAUGAUGACAAGAGUAAUCUACAAGAGAAGAUUCAAAAGGUUCGGUCUUUGUGGGUGUCAGUGAAUGAGACACUCAUGGUUGUGGAAAAGGAGAGAGAAGUUAUUAGUUCACUGUUCGGCUUUGUAAACCAGUAUGCUUUGGAUGGAGCUCAUGUUGCUGUUAAUAUUCCAAGGCUCUUACUUGACAGACUUGAGGAGCAGAUGUGUCAGUUGCAGAUAGGAAAUGUUUAUGAGGCUGGAAAAUUGAACCUCGUAACAAUUAUUCAGUUGCUAAAUGAAGUCUUGAAAAUAAUGAAAUAUGAACAUUGUAAGGCUGGCCAAGCAAGAUUGACAAUAGACCUCCACUACCUUGAAAAAGAAACCAAAUUUCAGAGGGAAAGAUUAUCAGAUAUGAAGCAUAUGAGGCAUAAAGUAAAAGAGAAUGUCACUGCAAUAAGACAGUCUAUUGUUGAGAAGGAAGGAAGGUGGCAUAUGAAGUGGAAAGACUUUCUUGGCGUGUCUCCUUUCAGACUGACUAAAGGCGGGCCUGCAGCUGUGGAUCUCUUGCCUCCCAUGUCUCCCCUUUCGUUUGAUCCUGUGUCAGAGGAAGUAUAUGCAAAGAGUAUACUUUUAAAGUAUCCUGCUUCACUUCCAGAUUCACAUAAAGAACCUAAACAACAAAGUGGUAGCAGAAGAGAAGUACAUACCCCGGGAAGUGUGUGUGAUGGAGCUAACAGCUCUGUGCCUUUUCCCUUACAGUGUACCUCAUCCUCAGAUACAAACAGUUUCACACUCCUUGAGAAGGAUCCAAAUGUGAGAACUCCCACAGAGAAAAACAUGACUUCUAAGAAAAUAGCUGACUCUGAUGUGGAAGACUCUGCUUUAUCAGAUAUUGCAAAGAAUACACAACAUAGUGUAUUCAGAGGGUCUCUGCCGGUGAAAAAGAGUGAUCCAUUCCAGAAAGAGCAAGAUCGUCUGGUAGACGAGGUUGCCAGAGUAGUUCUAUCUGAUUCACCACAGCUCUCUGAAGGAAAAGAAGUAGAAUUGGAGUACUUAAUUGACACUUUAAUUUCUGAUCCUUUCUUAACCAGGAAACAAAUUCCCCGGACUCCAGAAAACUUGAAAGCUGAUAUUAGGAGCUCAUGGAGAAAAGCUGUCGAAACUGAAGAUAACAGAAGUUCAGGUGUGAUUCUAGUGGAUGCCAAAGCUAGAGAAAUGUCCUCAGAGUCUUCACCUAUGCUGCAUAGUCAGAGGGAAUUUAGUCUGGCGAUUUUUUCCCCAGAUUUUGAUCGGUCUUAUCUACCUGAAGAGAAAGCUGUACCAGAUCAGCUUAAAGGUGUACCUCAGAAACAUUUGGUAACAAGUCAGAUCAGUGAACCUCCAACAGAAGAUGUGUCAGACUUGAAGAAUAAGAAAAUGAUUUGUAAGCAAGAUUUAGAAUGUGCAACCACCAUGCUUCCAGGAACUAGACAGAAGGAGGCAUUCUCCUCUGUUGUGGGCAGUGGGAUAGAUGUGAUGGGUAGAAGUAAAGAGGACUGUGUUCCAAUACUGGACCACUCACAAGCUUCUUGCAGUGAACCUUCCACACAUAAAACUCUGUUAUGGGAUUCUUUUCAGAGGUUGAGUGGCAUUGGCAUAUUACAUGAAACUCUUCCAGAAGAAGUCGGUCGCCUAAGUCUUAAUAGUUCUACUAGUUCAGAGACUGCUUUUAAACUAGAACCAAGGAGUUAUGUGCACAGUGAUGCUUCUCCAGAUGAUGUGGGAAAAGGAUUAGAUUCCAAUUUACAGGCUCUUCUCACUAGUUAUGAGGCUCUGAAGAAAUCUCUUAGCAAAAUCAGGAAAGAAUCUCACCUGUCUAAUCCCAGGACACUUGAACAACACAAAGCAGAAUUGAGCCCUGUAGUCAAAGAUGUGCAAGCAGAUGACACUUUUUGGGACAGUCGAGAUUUGUUUAUGGACUCCACAAAGCCAUCUUCCCACAUGUCAUUUGAUGAAGAAACACAGACUGUAUCACCUCUAACUAAAGCUUUUCUGGUGGAGCAAAAAUUGAGGACCACGUUACCAUGUAGCCUUGGGGAAUUUCUGCCUAAUUUAAAAGAAGAAGAAAUCUCAAGUAAGAGGUGUGAAGCAAGAGAUUCUCUGACUUGACAAGAUGAAGCAUUUUCAAGUUCAUUUGCUGUGAUGCACUUACCCUGAAGUCUUGUGCCUGAACUGCAGCUGAUGGACAUACAUUGGAAGUGAAUUCUCUUUCCAGCUUCAAAGGAGUUCUGAAUGUACUUUGGCUUCUUAUAAUGUGCUUAGGUCUUUUUUUUUUUUUUCAUAAAUAUUAUGAGUUUGAAAUAUGAAGUACUUAACAGAAAAUGUCAAAUUUUAGAAAACAGUUUUGAUUCCUAGAAUAAUCUUAUAAUCAAAUGACAAAUAUAGUUAUUAUGUUAAAAAUAUCAGUCAUUAACAUAAGGGUUAGUGCCCAAUCUAAUAGUGAAUGAAUAACCAUAUCUUUCAUUUUAGAGAAAUAAACCAAUUUAUUGGAUCUUGAUGGACUAUUCUGGUAUUAACACAAAAUGAACAAAGUGUAGUGCCUUUACCUUUGGAAGGAUGUAUAGUCAAAGCAGUACACCUUAACGUUUGUAAAAAUGUAAACAGGCUUAAUGAAUUCUAAGUAUAUUGCUCCUGCAGAGUGAUGUUGAUGGGAUGAAAUGUAUGUGGUUGGUGAAGACAAGAUUGAAGUGAAUUGAGGAAAAUGGGGAAAUGUAGAGAUGGCCAGACAUUUAAAGAACACUGUCAAACUAUUGUGUGUACUUUAGACUGAGAAUUUAAUUCUAUUUAUAUUUAACAAGAAUAUAAAUGCAAAAUUUACAAAUUUGUCUUACAGUUGUGGUCUGUGGGUGGUAUGGUGGGUGUUGUUUUGGGAAAAGUAGGUAACAAGCUUGUGUUACCUACUGAUCAAAAACAUUAAAGUUCCCUAGUGCCUACAGAAUAUCUCAAAAUAAUUUGAGAAAGUUGAACAUGGAUUUAAGUAACUAGUAACAUUUAUACGUUUUGCCUUAUUGUCAGGGGUCUUGUUUAUAUCAUUCAAGGAAUAAAUACAUGUGCUUGAAUAAGCCUGACUAGAAGAGGUGCUAAAAGGUUGAUUUAUUAUCUCCUAUUCUGUGUAGAGCCUCCGUUUGAAACUAUCAAAAUCUUGUCCCUAGGUCUUAAGAAAAUAAGAGAAGAGAAAGGUAGAUAGAUGGGCUGAGUGUCAGAAGGACUGUCUAAAAGCUGCUUGACAGAGGUUAGAGGACACGUUCCUGAGGGCUCUGGGUUCCUUCACAAGUGCAGCAGAGCAAGGACUAUUCAGGUGUACUGGGAAAUCAUUUGUCUACUUUACAGACAGCUUGGUACCUAAAUUCUAAGUAGCAUGUUAGGGAAGAGGAAGGAUGGACUAACAGAGGAACCUCUGGCAUGCCUUUAAAACUAUUAAGUGUUUAAUAUACAUGAUUGCAUUUAACCUUUGUAAUUGAGAUAGGAGGCAAACCUAGCCUGCAGAUACAGACCUAGAUACAAGCUAGAGAUGAAAUGACGAGCAGGAGGCAGGGACCAACUGUAUUAGGAUCAUCUGAGAUGCCAGUUUAAAAAUGCUCAUUUAGAAAGGGUCUAGAAAUCUCAACUCAAAUAUGCUUCCCCGUGUCAACUCACAAGUUCAGCAGUUUGCUGCCAAGAUGCUGGGAUUCAUAUUUAGUCCCUAGGUGUCUUUAGGAAUUGGCACACUAUUGUAUGUAUAUUGCUCUAGAAGCCCUUCAUUAUGAGAGUCAAAAGAUCAAGUAUCUGGAUAUUUUGGGUUUAUAAGAGUCACUAAAAUUUACCUAUGGUCAGCUGAGGAUUCCUGAAAUUAUUAUUUCCUGUUUCAGUAUCAUGAACAAAUCUCCAAUUGGUCACUUCUCCAAAACUGACUGUAACUGCUCUCAGUGCCUUCCCAUACAGUAUCUCCUGCAGUUCCCUUUGACGCUUAGGAACUACUUUGAUCAUGUCAGGCCCUUGCUGAAGAGCCCGUUGAUGAUUCAUUGUAAUUAUAGAACAGGGUUUUGGUAUGAAGAUAGCUCCCCUCCUCAGACUUCUUCCCUCUCCUGCUGGGAUCUUUUACAGUGCUUACCUUGUCCUUCUAGCUCACCUCAGUUCUUUGUUAGUUUGAAGACCUUUAAUUAUAUCAGUUAGGAAUUCUAAAAAUUUAUUUAUUUUCAUGUGUAGGAUUUUUAAAAUUUUUUUUUUUUUCAUAUGUGUGGAUGUUUGCCAACAGGCCUCUUUGGUGCCUGGUGCUCCCUGAGGAGUCAGAUCCUCUGGGACUAGAGUUACAGACUGGUGCUAGGACUCGAUCCUGGGUUAUAGGAUGAGCAGCCACUAAGGCAUCUCUUCAGCCAGUUAUAGUUCCUUUAAAAUUCAGAAUAGCACUUUAAUCCUUUAAUUAAACACCUUUGAUCCAAGCACUUGGGGAGACAGGUGGGUCUUAGAGUCUAGUCUACAAAGUAGUUCUAGGACAGCCAGGGCUACAUAGUGAGACCCUGUCUGUAAAACAAAUAAAAACUGAAGGCUCAGAUAAAUCACAUUUUCUACCUUAAUGUCUUAAUUUGCCUUCCCUACAUCCAUGGAUCCCUAGAUCCAUCUUUUCUGAAGUAUAUAGUAUAACUGUUUUGUGUGUGUGGGAGGGGUAGUGGUGGGGAGACAGGAAUCUAUUUUUGUUCAGGUUAGUUUCAGCUCACAGCCGUCUUCUGCCUCAGUCUCCCAAGUGUUGGAACUACAGAUGUUUACCUAGCUUUUACUUAAUGUCUUUAUUAGACAUCUCCCUGCUAUUUUAUGUAUUGAUUUCUGAUCCCAGCUGUAUAAAUACCUUCUUACCUAUGUAGAUGUCUGUAGGAUACCCAUGUUGCCGAGCAUGAAAAAUGCUACCAAGUAAGAUAAAGAAUAGUUCAAGUUAAAGAACACUUGGGGGGCAGGGAUUAAGCUUAACAAAAUACUAAACAGGCAUUUUGAAACCUUUACAAUAUUUUUCUUGGUUAUAAGGUAUACCAAUUUUAUCUAGAGUGUAAACAGGAAUUCUUGAGACCUGUAUAAAAGCAAACUAUUUUUCCCCUAGUGUACUAAAAGAAAAUGUGUUUCAAAACAUUUCAUUUAAUGUAUGAAGACAGUGUAUAGAUCAGAUGCCUGGUUGCUCUAAAGAGCACUCACCUUUUAUGCACUGAGAGCUGGUAAGUUUAUGUUGUGGAAAAUGUCUGUUCUAAGGAAUGUUCAACAUACUGCUGUCUAGAAUAAAUAUUCAGUGUUUUACCA
Messenger RNA from Mastomys coucha (southern multimammate mouse), 6197 nucleotides. It is a transcript of the gene Haus6, whose product is annotated as HAUS augmin like complex subunit 6. Gene Ontology annotation, molecular function: microtubule binding. Lineage: Eukaryota; Metazoa; Chordata; Mammalia; Rodentia; Muridae. The coding region runs from base 261 to 3044 and encodes 927 amino acids. Gene Ontology annotation, cellular component: HAUS complex; mitotic spindle microtubule. The transcript has 17 exons. The record is from RefSeq and is a predicted model, not a curated record. Gene Ontology annotation, biological process: spindle assembly.